Messenger RNA from Plasmodium coatneyi, 2565 nucleotides. Its product is annotated as Protein kinase. Gene Ontology annotation, biological process: regulation of cytokinesis; mitotic cell cycle; protein phosphorylation. NCBI's taxonomy places the organism in Eukaryota, Apicomplexa, Aconoidasida, Haemosporida, Plasmodiidae. The record is from RefSeq and is a predicted model, not a curated record. The transcript has 2 exons. Gene Ontology annotation, molecular function: ATP binding; protein kinase activity. The coding region runs from base 1 to 2565 and encodes 854 amino acids. Gene Ontology annotation, cellular component: spindle pole; nucleus; centrosome.
AUGCAUCUGAAGACUAAGAUCCCCAACUUCCUAACCCCCGAUCCAGACAGGAAGACCCAAAAUUGUAUAAACAUCAAAAACGAGCUGAUACAAAACAUGCACAAGAUUUACCAGCAGCAGGGGGAAGAAGCCAGCAGCAGGAAGGGGGCCAUCCAGCCAUAUCACCUGUUCGACCCCGGGGAUUAUGUGGACUUCCCCCCUUUUAACAGAACCCCAGAUGUACAGAACAUCUGCGUUGAGUUGAAGCUAAAGUUGGACGUUAGACACGCAGAUGGGGAGAGCGACCCCGAUUCGUCUAUUUUUCUGGACAUCAAUCCGGGGGGUGUCAUGUCCAGAAACCAGCGAACCUUCGUCUACCAGUAUAGAAGCACCCAUCCGGUGCUCGACAAGGGCCUGGACCAGCUCACCAGAGAGCAGCGGAUGAAAUACUUCACGGCCCUGUCGCACCAACUCGCCGGAAGAUCAAUCACCUUCCAAGGAACGACGUACAAGCUACUGAACGUGCUACAGACAGCCAUCUACGGAGGGGUGUACCUCGCACAGGUGGUCGAUUCAACUGAUGAAAGUUCAGUGAACAAGAAGAAGGCCAUAAAAAUAUUGUCCAAGCAUCUAAUCGAAUUAGCAAAGGAUAAGGUUCAGGAAGAUCCCCUCUCAGAGUAUCACUACCGGAAGUGUAUGAGUGGACACAGUAACAUCCUCAGCUGCGACAUCAUUUUCGACGACGACUAUUAUGUCUACAUGAUCAUGCCCUUUGCAGUCCAUGGAGACCUCUUCGAAGUGAUGAAGACUAGAAGUAAGCCAUUCACCGAACAAGAAGCCAAAUAUCUGUUUUACCAAAUCCUAUUAUCCAUUAAGUUCCUACAUUGUAGAAAAUUAGCCCUCAGAGACAUUUCCCUAGAGAAUAUACUUUUGUUUGAAAAUGAACAAAACGGAUUGAUCUACCCUGUUCUGAAUGACCCUGGACAGGCAACCCACUUCCGUGUGAAUAAGAAAAAUGAAGUUACCUUGUUAGAGUACACAAAAAUAUUCGGCAAAAUUUUCCGGCCCCCAGAGGUAUAUGAAAAAUGUAAGUAUGACCCUACAAGGGUGGACAUGUUCUGUGUUGGCUACAUCUUAUACUUUUGCUUAACCAAGCACGAGCUGUUCAGAUGUACCUUAGAGAAGGACAUGCACUGGAAUAUGCUCAAAAGUAGACACUAUCAUGAGCUCCUGCGGGAGAAGAAAGGACUCCAUUUGUCAGAACCCGCUUUAGACUUGAUAUUUCGCUGCUUAGAACCCAAUUUUAAAAUGAGACUUGAAAUUGGUGAGGCGUUGAGGCACCCCUGGUUCAAGGGAAACUUCUUUCCUGUUCACAGACAGAGUUUGUUCCUCCCUCAGGGGGACGACACCAUGGAUGAGGGAAGUGCCCCCUCGGGAGGACCACCCUCCCCCAUGUACAAACUUUCCAAGGAAAUAGAACUAUGCGCAAAAAGGAAGAAUGUAGCUAUAGAUCAUAACACCUCCAUAAGAUUCAGCAUCUACGAGCAUGUGAUCGCUCCUCCCCAGGGGUACUUCAGCGGGGGUAACAACCCCUCCACUUGUUUGAACAGUACACACAGGAGGGAGUACCCCCCAGAGUGUGAACCCAAUGCGGAGGAUGACCACAUCAGGGGCAAGCGCGCUGAAGACACGCCAAGAUGGCCCCCCCCCAGUAUGGCUACUCCCACAAGGACAGACCUUAACAGCAUCUUCAAAGGGAUCCCCCACUACGUAGGCAGUCACCCGUACGGAAGUGGUUACCAUAAGGGGACUUUCCCCACCAGCCCCACAGAUUAUCUGCGCCACAAUAUGGCCAGGGGUGCUCACUUCCCUUCGGUCCAGGGCAUUUAUGCAAAGCAGUCUGCCCCUGUGAGGAAAUCACCCCCUCUGGUAGAGAAAGCAGGAUGGAUCAAGAAGUAUGAGGACUCCGUCUCUACCCACACGUGUCACACAAACUGGACAGAAGAAGACAAGCAAAGCAGUUUUCACAACUCACCACAAAAUUGCAGUCAAAUUAGGGAAAAAUCCAAAUCUAACUUUCUAAUGAGGCAUAAAAAAGGUGCAUACAGAAUGAUCGGAAUGAAAAGGAAGAAGCAGAAACUCAGUUCCGACGCAACAGCAGAAGAAGUAGAUAGGGGUGAUAAUCUAUUCGUUGAAAGCUCAAUUAGUAGCCUUCACGUGAUGGUUAGGCAGUCGUUACAAACGGGGGCACAAGAUGAUACACUUAAGACGGUGCAGAAAAGUCCUCACAUCUUAACAACUGCAGAGGCCACCAAGGGACGUGGACUCCUGAGCAUCUUCUCGGAGAGGCAGUUACCCAAUGGGGGAGAACUACCAAAGAAUGGAACAUUUACCAAGAAGAUUGAUUAUCCCAUUGGACCUUUCGAGGGAAGGUCCUUCAUCCAUGUGGAGGAGGGACACAGUGGUUGGGGAAUUAUGUCGAGAAAAAAACACCCCUCUAGAGUGGAACAAAAAUAUAAAUGGCAAAGGAAUGAACAAAUUGGAGAGAGUGAAAGACGAAAUGAUUAUUCAACAGAGGGACACUAA